This is a messenger RNA of Rhinichthys klamathensis goyatoka, 3196 nucleotides long. RefSeq names its product arkadia (RNF111) C-terminal like ring finger ubiquitin ligase 2Cb (gene ark2cb). The transcript has 8 exons. Lineage: Eukaryota; Metazoa; Chordata; Actinopteri; Cypriniformes; Leuciscidae. Gene Ontology annotation, molecular function: ubiquitin protein ligase activity; zinc ion binding. The record is from RefSeq and is a predicted model, not a curated record. The coding region runs from base 271 to 1296 and encodes 341 amino acids.
CUGCUUUCGAGCUUCGGACAGUCCGAUUCAUUCGGACGGCUCAUUCCAAUCGAACGUGAUUCACUGAUUCAUUUGAGAGAUACAAACUCCUUGUGGAUCGGUUCGAUCGAAUCAUGAAGACGAACCGAUUCAUUAGAACGACUCGUUGGCGAAUCGAACCCUGCCGCCACUCUUUGUCCUCGCGGUGACUGACUGCAUAUGAUCCCGCUGAAUGUACAUUAUUUAUUCAUCCGUUUACACUCUGUAUUCAUCAAACAGACGAUCUGAAGGAUGGUGUUAGUUCAUGUCGGAUAUUUGGUUCUUCCUGUCUUUGGCUCAGUGAGAAAUAGAGGAUCUCAUUUUAACAGGCAUCAGCACAGUCAUGCUACCUCUUGCCGGCAUUUCCACGUAGGCCCUCAGGCCCAGAUCCCUGUUGAUUUCCCAAUGCCCCAUCCAGGACAAUCUCCCACGGGAAUGAGCCCUCACCUGGGUCAACCACACGCCCCGCUCAACCAUAUACCAGCGCCUCCGUUCCAGGACAUCUCGACCCCAUCAUUCCUACCUCAGGCUUUACACCAGCAAUACCUCAUCCAGCAGCAGAUCCUGGAGGCCCAGCACAGGAGGAUACUCCCACAGCACAGCAGACACGCUUCAGACCGAACUCUUCCCCAUCCGCAGACGCUGCGCCCGCCGUAUGAUUACCCACAAUCCUUUCACAUCCCGGCGCCGGUCCCACAGCAGCCGCGCUACCUUGCCGAAGGAACAGACUGGGAUCUGAGUGUGGAUCCAGGCCUGCCACAGUAUCACGUCUCUCCUCUCACUCAGCAUUAUCAGCAUUACCUGACCUCUCCACGCCUGCAUCACUUCCCCAGGAGCAACACCUCGGCACAAGUGGUUGUCCAUGAGAUCAGAAACUACCCAUAUCCUCAGUUACACCUGCUGGCUCUCCAAGGCCUCAGUCCGUCUCGACACGCGUCUGCUGUGCGGGAGAGUUACGAGGAGCUCCUACAGUUGGAGGACAGACUGGGAAACGUGAACCGAGGGGCUGUGCAGACCACCAUUGAGAGGUGUACAUUUCCUCACAAGUAUAAAAAGAGAAGACCUCUGGAUCUGAAGAUCGGCAUGUAUGAAGAGGAGCUCGACACGGAUGAGAAAUGCACAAUAUGCCUCUCGAUGCUCGAGGACGGAGAGGACGUCAGGAGAUUACCCUGCAUGCACCUCUUCCAUCAGGCUUGUGUCGACCAGUGGCUGGCGACCAAUAAGAAGUGUCCCAUCUGCAGGGUAGACAUUGAGACGCAGUUGUCCCCUGAUAGCUGAUGUCUCGUGUAGCAGUAGCGAACGGUCCUGUCGUCUCUCUUCGUCCCCUCGUGGGCACUUUGCCAAAAUGUGUGUCAUCUCCAUCACCACUCUCACCUCUGACCUUUGCCUUCUGAGCCAAAUGACCAUAAGAACAGAGAAGAGUGGAGAAGAACGAGUCUGUCGAUGAAGAUGGUUUCAGUCAAAGUGCUCUGUAUGUGCGUGUGCGUGUGUGUGUGUGUGUGUGGGGGAACGAUGACCAACCAAAUGUUCUCAGUGGGUCACGGAUGAAGCAUUACAGCAUAUCACACGUGGUUGGUCAUGAACUUCUUUAAACGUAGUUGAACGAAUCAUUUGUGGAAUAAACGCAUCAUGAGCGAAUGAGAGAAGUCCUGAAAACGCUCAGUCGUCGUCGUGUCUGUAAUUAUCGGAGAUGAUGCUUGGCGUUCGUACGUAAUCGUGAGGCCAGGCUUGAUAAUGGUCUGCAUUUUGUCCAACGCUUAGAAACGUAUCCACUAAAUGCAUGUUGAAGCGAGAGCCCGGGUUCUUCUGGGAAACGUGAGGCGAGGGCGUCCUGCUCAUCCUGAAGACACUGUGUUCUCGAAGCGUCUCCGAAGUCACCGCGAGUGAAACAUGUACCGUAAUGCCUGUAGCACAAGCACACGUCGAAUAGUAACGGCAUAACUCUGUGUUUCCAUUCGCUCUGUGACUCGUGGUCUCGCUUGUAGAGUCAGAAUGUGCAUGAAACCUGUUUGCUGCCAUUUCUAGAGGACAUGACAAGGGAGUAAAGCCAUUUGUUUUAUAGAAACCAAACAUAACUUUUCUAAGGCUGUUCUUCACGAUCACUCUUUCUGGUUUUCUUUCUCUUCUCUUGCCAAGCUGUGUGUGCGGGGCUGGUACAGCUUCUCAACAUAAGUAGCUGCGAUGCUGGAAAAAACAAAACAACUUAUUUAUUGUUGUCUUAAUGUAGUUAGUGGUUAUUUUUGUAAAUGCACUCACGUUCUGAUGAGGUCGUGUGAUCGUUACCCUGCUUUUUUGCAUUUGCACUCGAGUAAGCUGUUUCCUUGCGUAUCGUGCACUCCAUCCCCCCCAAAAAAACACACACACACACACACAAAAAAACAAGGAAGCAGACUUUUUAACAGCACAGUUUCUUUGCGUAACGAUAGUAGGGAUGCACCGAUAUGAAGACUUUGGCGAUACAAUAACCGAUGGCGAUAACUCUUUAUAUUUGAAAGCCGAUAACCGAUAUAUUGGCCGAUAAAUCUAAAUCCAAAUUUUGGCCGAUACGAUAACUCUUUAUAUUUAAAAGAUGAUAACCGAUAUAUUUUGGCCGAUAAAUCUAAAUCCAAAUUUUGGCCGAUACUUAUAACUCUUUAUAUUUGAAAGCCGAUAACCGAUAUAUUUUGGCCGAUAAAUCUAAAUCCAAAUUUUGAUCGAUACCGAUAACUCUUUAUAUUUGAAAGCCGAUAACCGAUAUAUUGGCCGAUAAAUCUAAAUCCAAAUUUUGGUCGAUACCAAUAACUUUAUAUUUGAAAGCCAAUAAAUCUAAAUCCAAAUUUUGGCCGAUACCGAUAACUCUUUAUAUUUGAAAGCUGAUAACCGAUAUAUUGGCCGAUAAAUCUAAAUCCAAAUUUGGGCCGAUACGAUAACUCUUUAUAUUUGAAAGCUGAUAACCGAUAUAUUGGCCGAUAAAUCUAAAUCCAAAUUUUGUCCGAUACCGAUAACUCUUUAUAUUUGAAAGCCGAUAACCGAUAUAUUGGCCGAUAAAUCUAAAUCCAAAUUUUGCUCGAUACCGAUAACUCUUUAUAUUUGAAAGCCGAUAACCGAUAUAUUGGCCGAUAAAUCUAAAUCCAAAUUUUGGUCGAUACCGAUAACUCUUUAUAUUUGAAAGCCGAUAACCGAUAUAUUGGCCGAUAAA